Rotaria sordida is the source of this 210-nucleotide messenger RNA. The record is from the annotation of a GenBank genome assembly. Lineage: Eukaryota; Metazoa; Rotifera; Eurotatoria; Philodinida; Philodinidae.
AUGUUAUUAAAUCAACGAAUUAGUUCACUUAUUUGUUCAAUAUUUUCAAUGAAUUAUGAUGGAAAUAAAAAUGGAAUUCGAAUUAAUGAAACAGAUUUAUCUUUAAAUAAACUUCAAUUAAUAUUGUCAUCAAUUGUUUCAAAUUCAUCUCUUUCUGCUUCUAUACAACAAAUUCAUAUUGAUGGAUCAAAAUCAAGUUUUUUUUUUUAA